This is a messenger RNA of Drosophila novamexicana, 1299 nucleotides long. RefSeq lists its product as uncharacterized. The transcript has 4 exons. The record is from RefSeq and is a predicted model, not a curated record. The coding region runs from base 1 to 1299 and encodes 432 amino acids. NCBI's taxonomy places the organism in Eukaryota, Metazoa, Arthropoda, Insecta, Diptera, Drosophilidae.
AUGUCGCUCGAGAAUUUCCCACGUGUGUACAGCUUCAUUGCGAAUUUGUGCGCCUCGAAUAAAGAAUUGCAUAGUCUAUUCGCCCAAUUCGAGAAUGCGCUCAAGGAGAAGGCGGAUCUUGGCGAAGCAAGAACAAAGCUGCAGAAGGACAUGCAAAAUUUGCGCAUCGAUCUGAUGCUGGUGCGUCAAGCGGCCGUCCAGAUGCAGGAGGAACGCAAACAGUUCAACAGAUUUGCCAGCAUUUUAGAUGCCUCCUACGAGCAUCUACUCGAAAUGGGCAACCUGCUCAACGAUGAUAAAAUUAAGAAUAUGAUGCGCUUCGCCGGCUUAUGCAAACAGAACGAGGCGGAGGUGAAGCUGCAAAACAUGGAGCAGCUGCAAAAGUUCAACCGGGAGUGCAAGGUGGCCAUGGAGAAUCGUGCAAUUGUUAAGGAUUUUCGUAAAUGGCAGCGUUUGGUCCAGGAAGCGGAAGAGGAACAUGCGAGCAUUCAACGGGAAUUCGCGCAAAUGGAUCGCCAGAGGAGCAUCAAGAUUAAGCGUGCCACACAGCAGCGCAACAAGAAGAUUGUCUCCUUGGUGCAGCUACGCAAGCAAAUUGCCGAGCUUGAAACGCCCGUGCAUGAAGUCAGCAAGAAAGCCGGAUCUAUGCGCGGCAAAAAGGCGCCGCUAAUCCUGCAGUCGGCAUUGGAUUUUCUCAGCAACUAUCCUGAGGAGCGCCGGGCCAAAGAGCAGGACAUGGACGUGUCAGCGGCGCCACCAUUGCGCUCCAUCUUGGUGGUAAAUCGCAGGCAGGAGGAGACGGAACGCAUACCUAGCCCCACCAAGCAAGUGCAUUUUGCACCGCUGCCAUCGCCAGUUCAUGGAGACGACAUGGCCGAAAUGAUGAACGAUGCCGAAUUCGACAUGAUUGAACCAUGCUCAGAGUCAUCGGAGAUGGACUCAGAAAAUAUGCCCAACACGGAGGAUUUUCCGGAACGCGCGAUUGUCCAGAAAGUCGAAGUGCUGCCGCGUCUGCAAUUUUCUGAUCGCAAUAUGAGCCUGAGCUUUAAGAACCUCUUCCCAUCGCAUAGCACCAAGCCAGCACAAGAUUCUGCUGUCGACCAAAAGACAGAAUAUGAACACGGCGACAAUCAACUGACAUCCACAAUGUUGGAAAAUGACGACAGUUCCGAUAUAAACGACUCCAAUUCUUUAGACUUUUCGAAUAUCAACUGCGACGUAAACGACGAUUUCUUUUUGAAUUUUAGUGACGGAAAUGAUUCGCAACCGGCAACAAAUCGCCUUGCCUAUGAGCUCUAA